AUGGCUUCGCGAAACCCGCUUCUCUCCCUUCACCGUCGCUGUCGUGUUCAGCAUUUGUAUCAAUAUCAUUAUCCUGCCUCUCCCACAAAGAAUCUUCUAGCUGCGAACCAUCUCUUACGUUCAUUCAUCAGCCCCCAUCAGCAGCGGAAAAUGGGGUCGACUGCCGGAAAGAAGAAUGAGUAUUUGGUAAUUGUGCCGGAUAAGAAGGGGUCAUUGCAGAGGAGAAUAGAUGUUCGAAAUGUUCACCUCGCCAACAUUAAACCAGAAGUAGACUCCGGAUUUCUCAAACUUGGAGGAGCAUUGCUUGAAUAUCACCCUGAAGAGGGACAGACACCCCCCAUGAAAGGGAGUGUGUUGAUCGUAGUUUCUGAGUCCCCUGAAGCUGUGCGAGAGCAAUUGUCAAAGGAUAUCUAUGCAACGUCAGGAGUGUGGGAUAUUGACAAUAUGCAAAUUACUCCGUUUAAAUCCGCUAUACGGCUCCCGCUGUAA
This is a messenger RNA of Paracoccidioides lutzii Pb01, 489 nucleotides long. RefSeq lists its product as hypothetical. The coding region runs from base 1 to 489 and encodes 162 amino acids. The transcript has 5 exons. The record is from RefSeq and is a predicted model, not a curated record.